CGCCAACCAGGUGAACAUGAAAACGCUGACAUAACAGAAGAUUUAGUUUACCUGUGAUAAGUAAUCUGUGAUCGACCCCAAGCAUCAAUGGCUGAGUCCAUUGACCCCGAAAGUAUGAAAAAACUUGCUAAGAUUGUUAAACAUCGAAGUAAGAGACUAGUAAGGACAAGGUCACAACUUAAGGCUUUAAAUGAGUUAGACAAUUUGCCUUUGGCAGAACUCAGGACAAGACGGGAAGAGGAUACAUCAAGGGACUCGGAACUGGACGAGAUGGCCACCUCAAACGUGUACACAGAUGUUGAGAAUCUUCUAAGUCAGAAUCAAGACCACUCACAGGAAGCUCUUAACAAAUCGCUGAUGCUAGUCGCUAAGUCCGGACGGAAGCUUAAUCUUAUACAGCUGCUGAAUCGUGGCGCCGAUCCUAACACCACGGACAAAGAGAAAAAUACCCCUCUUAUGUUCUGUGCUCGUCAAGGACUUCUCGAAAUGGUCAGAAUUUUGCUGAACAAAGGUGCGAACGCUUCUAUGAGAAACGCCAGAGGAGAUACAGCUUUAAUAUUGGCCAUAAGGAUGUCCGGCUCAGCAGACAUGGCUCGCUUGUUGUGCCGUCAUGACAACGUGGAUUUAAAAAAACAACAGAGGGUACACAGCUCUGAGGAAAGCAGUUGA
Biomphalaria glabrata is the source of this 669-nucleotide messenger RNA. Its product is annotated as myotrophin-like. The transcript is spliced from 2 exons. Lineage: Eukaryota; Metazoa; Mollusca; Gastropoda; Planorbidae. The coding region runs from base 88 to 669 and encodes 193 amino acids. Gene Ontology annotation, molecular function: protein binding. The record is from RefSeq and is a predicted model, not a curated record.